Camellia sinensis is the source of this 1902-nucleotide messenger RNA. RefSeq lists its product as uncharacterized. Gene Ontology annotation, cellular component: membrane. NCBI's taxonomy places the organism in Eukaryota, Viridiplantae, Streptophyta, Magnoliopsida, Ericales, Theaceae. The record is from RefSeq and is a predicted model, not a curated record.
ACAAUAAUUGAGAGAGGUGUGGUCUAGCCGACAUUUUCUUACGUGUCAACCCUUGAUUGCUGCACUCCUCGGGAAUUGGGUUGCUACGGUCACCGGAUUUGCAGUUGCGAAAUGCAGAGAGAAAAUCUAGAGAGAGAGAGAGAGAUAGGUGUGGCCUUGAAGCUCAAGCAUGGCUUCAUCACCACCGUGGACCUGGCGAUGGAAGAGAAUAGGUGACUCUCAAAUGAAAUUCUCAAAUUGUCGUUCUUCUUCUUCUUUGAAUUCCUCAAUCCUCUUCACAUUCCGUUUGAUUCACAAAAAGCAGACUCGUCUCACCACUUCCUCCCUACAUUCAUCUUCUUCGUCAUCGUCUACUUCUUCUGCUCACAAUGGCAGGAAGAGAGUGAAGAAAUCUGUAAUACCAGUAACAUUUGGGGAUAAUUCAAAGAAUGAGGUCUCUGUUAAUCUACCUCAGUCCCGAAAGAGGACAAUUUUGAGUCUCAAAUCGUUGUUCAGGAGGCGAUCUUCGUGGAGAAGGAUCUUAUUUGCCUCGACCAAAGUCAGAAGCAUCGUUUUGCUCAAUCUCAUCACUGUUGUUUGUGCUAGUAACAUUCCGGUAGUGAAAGAGGUCGAAGCAAUCAUGGAUCCAGCAGCCUUCACCGUUGUGCGAUUUGCAAUGUCAGCGAUUCCAUUUAUCCCUUUUGUUUUACAUGCACGGGGUGAUGCUCAGACCCGUAAUGCUGGGAUAGAGUUGGGAUUCUGGGUCAGUUUAGGCUAUCUUAUGCAGGCACUUGGAUUGCUAACGUCAGAUGCUGGGCGUGCAUCUUUUAUUUCCAUGUUCACUGUAAUUGUGGUUCCCUUGCUUGAUGGAAUGUUAGGAGCCAUAGUUCCUGCCCGUACCUGGUUUGGGGCUCUAAUGUCUAUUUUCGGAGUUGCAAUGAUGGAAUCCAGUGGGUCACCUCCUAGUGUUGGUGAUUUGUUGAACUUUUUGAGUGCUGUAUUUUUUGGGAUCCAUAUGCUAAGAACAGAACAUAUUUCAAGAAGUACUGAUAAAGAGAACUUCUUAGCACUCCUUGGAUAUGAGGUAUGUGUUGUUGCUCUCUUAUCAACUCUGUGGUACUUCCUUGGAGGCUGGUUUGGUGGCAUCCACGAAGGUAAUCCCUCAUCGUGGACAUGGACAAUGUUUUGGGAUUGGAUGGCAGCAUUUCCAUGGUUACCUGCACUUUACACUGGUGUAUUUUCAACAGGGUUAUGCUUAUGGGUAGAGAUGGAUGCUAUGCGUGAUGUAUCAGCCACCGAAACUGCUAUUAUUUAUGGCUUGGAGCCAGUAUGGGGUGCUGGUUUUGCAUGGUUUCUUCUUGGCGAAAGGUGGGGCUUGACUGGAUGGAUUGGUGCUGCUCUUGUGCUAGGCGGAAGCUUAAUGGUGCAGAUAUUUGGAUCAUCAUCUUCCAGUUUAUCUAGAGAAGGUAAAGAUGGUAAGCAAGGGGAUCACUUAUUAGUUUCAGAUAAACAAAGUGGUUUCUAUUCUUCUCCAAUUGUUGUGAGCUCCAGAAAGGAUGUUCCUGACAUACUGAAGAAGUAAGCUGCAUCACUAGUGAUGUCUGCACUCUAUUGGAUCUUCCUUUAUGCAUAUGCAUAAUAUGACAUGCCGAUAAAUAACAAAUAUAGACAUAUAUAUAUAUAUAUAUAGAGAGAGAGAGAGAGAGAGAGAGAGAGAGAGACAUGUCUUUGUAACUUCUUUGCAAAUAUGUAAUUGUCUGUUGGGCCUUAGUCAAAAUAUGAACAACUAACUGCUAGAGUCCUAUAGGCUUUUUGCCUUUCAUGUACAUUCCACGAAAAUAAACAUUUAUACGUUUUGAAAUGGAAGUUGAAGAACUUUAUUGUAUUCGUCUUGAAAUGGCAGUUGAAGAACUUUAUUGUAUU